This is a messenger RNA of Hyalella azteca, 2550 nucleotides long. It is a transcript of the gene Phm, whose product is annotated as peptidylglycine alpha-hydroxylating monooxygenase. Bases 42 to 1109 code for a protein of 355 amino acids. Lineage: Eukaryota; Metazoa; Arthropoda; Malacostraca; Amphipoda; Hyalellidae. Gene Ontology annotation, molecular function: copper ion binding; oxidoreductase activity, acting on paired donors, with incorporation or reduction of molecular oxygen, reduced ascorbate as one donor, and incorporation of one atom of oxygen. Gene Ontology annotation, biological process: peptide metabolic process. Gene Ontology annotation, cellular component: extracellular region; membrane. The record is from RefSeq and is a predicted model, not a curated record. The transcript has 9 exons.
UUCCAAGAGGUGAAGUGCUGUGUACCUGAACGUUCUCCAGGAUGGCUCUAUUCCGAGGUCUUCUGGCCUUCGGGAUAUUCUUAUCAUUAGGAUUUGCUAUAGCAUCAGCUGACAAAGAUGUCUUGAAGAGGUUCCCUCUCCUCAUGCCGAAUGUCGUUCCAAAGAGGGACGACACCUACUUCUGCACCCCCAUCCGCAUAGACCCUACAAUGGACUACUACAUCACCGGGUUUCAACCCAACACGACGAGCGCCCUGGCGCACCACAUGCUGGUGGUUGGGUGCACCGCCCCCGGGCUGGACGAGGCCCUUUGGAACUGUGGGGGCAUGGCCAUGAGCAACGCGGGCUUCAGGACCGCACCCACAUGUGCUGAGGGCACCCAGAUAAUCUACGCGUGGGCGAUGGACGCGCCUGCGCUGCUGCUGCCAGAGGGCGUCGCCUUCAGGGUGGGCAGGAGCUCUGACAUCAAGUACCUGGUGCUCCAGGUACACUACGCCUCCAUGGAGCCCUUCACAGACGGCGCCACGGACGACUCAGGCGUCUUCGUCUACUACAAGGAGAAGCCACAGCCCCGGUCGGCGGGGGUGCUGCUGCUGGGCACUGGGGGGCGCAUUCUUCCCCAGAGUGUGGAGUACAUGGAGACAGCCUGCACCAUCGAGGAGGAUAAAGUUAUACAUCCAUUCGCCUUCCGUACCCACACCCACUCACUAGGGCGGGUGGUGAGCGGCUAUAAGGUCACCCGUCGGGGGCAGGAGGACGAGUGGACGCUGCUGGGGAAGAAGGACCCCCAGCUCCCCCAGAUGUUCUACCCCAUCGCCACCAACACCACCCUCACCCGCGGGGACCGUGUGGCUGCCAGAUGCACGAUGGUCAGCGACCGCGACACCGUGACCCUAAUUGGCGCGACCGGCAAAGACGAGAUGUGCAAUUUUUACCUGCUUUACCACACCGAGGGGGAGACGCUGCAGCAGAAGAACUGCUUCUCCCUCGGCCCCCCCUUCUACUCGUGGGGGGGAGGAGACCUGAGGGACAUCCCUGACGGGGAUGCCUCGUCCCUCCCCCAGGGGGAGACUGCCCACGAGAUGGGGGUGCAAGUGCACCAGAUGUAGCGGGGGAUGUAGCGGGUAAUGACGGCACCAAAUGUAGCGGGGGAUGUAGCGGGUAAUGACGGCACCAAAUGUAGCAGUGAAUGGGGGCAACAAAUGUAGCAGUGAGUGAAGGAAAUGUAGCAGUGAAUGAAUUGUAGCGGGGAAUGAGGGUAAAAAACGUAGCAGUGAAGGAAAUGUAGCAAGGAAUGAGAGCAACAAAUGUAGCAUUGAAUGAAAUGUAGCAGUGAAGGAAAUGGAGCAGUGAAUGAAAUGUAGCAGUGAUUGAAAUGUAGCAGUGAAUGAGAGCUAAAAUGUAUAUAGCAGUGAAUGAAAUGUAGCAGUGAAUGAAAUGUAGCAGUGAAUGAAAUGUAGCAGGGAAUGGAAUGUAGCAGUGAAUGAAAUGGAGCAGUAAAAGGAAUGUAGCAGUGAAUGAAAUGUAGCAGCGAAUGAAAUGUAGCAGUAAAAGGAAUGUAGCAGUGAAUGGAAUGUAGCAGUGAAUGAAAUGGAGCAGUAAAAGGAAUGUAGCAGUGAAUGAAAUGUAGCGUGAAUGGAAUGUAGCAGUGAAUGAAAUGGAGCAGUAAAAGGAAUGUAGCAGUGAAUGAAAUGUAGCAGUGAAUGAAAUGUAGCAGUGAAUGAAAUGUAGCAGUGAAUGAAAUGUCGCAGUAAAUGAAAUGUAGCAGUGAAUGAAAGCACCUUAAAUGAAGCAGUGAAUGAGGGCACAAAUACAGCAUUGGGUGAGGGAAUCUAAUAUAAAAUUGAAUUAAAUGCAUGAUUUAAAAAUUGGACCAAAUUGAAGAGUUUAAUCAAUAUUGCCAAGUUGAUCUUAUCAUAUUGAAGUAUGAUAAUUACCACGAGAGUAGUCAAAUUUUUGCAUUGCAUAAUAGUUUAAGCCGUACUGGGGUAAUAAAUUGUACCUUCAAGGAAUUAAUAGAUAACCCUAUUGGUAAAUAGAUAUUCCUAUUAUAUAGAAGGAAGAAAAAUUGCGAAAUAGUGGAUGCGAAUAUAAUUAAAAAAGAUAUGCUUGCUGCAUUAGAAAAGUAUGCAUUGUAAGUGAAGAACGUGUAAACAACUACAUGAAAAUAAGUUAAAUCUAUACCUCUAUAUAAAUAAUAAUCUAAUAUUAUAUAAAAGUUCAUAGAUAAUUAAUCCGUAUUAGUUCCAACAGUACUUUUUAUCCCCAGUUUUUGGGACAAAUUAUAUCCCCAAACAUAAAAUAAAUUAUAUUAAAUCAUUUUUAGUAGCACUACGCUAUUUAUGAUGAUACAUAAUGAUUACCGCAGCGAUUAUCAUGGAUUAUAGGAUAAUCAUUCAUUAAUUUAUUAUACAUUUACAAGCAGGUAAUGAAAAUAAUUAUAUUUUUCAUUGUAAUGUCGUUGUAUUUUGCAUGUUCGUCACAACGAUACACGAGGUCGUAUUAUUAUUGUUAUUAUUGUUAUUAUUAUUUAUUUUGCUAUGACUGUUA